AUGUCAACAUCCUAUGAGACCCAACAGCUCCGACAUGGUCCUCCAUAUGCUUCAACUACAGCCGCUGUCGGAGGAAGACCUACCGUCCACCAAGAUAUACCAGCCAUCGCAGUCUUCCUAGUCCUCUACCUUGUCGGCGCCAUCUCCAACAUGACCAUUUUCCAGAAGAACAGAAGAAGAGGCCACAAGUUCCUUGCAUCAUGGGGAAUGUUUGGCUUCUGCAUGGCACGCAUUCUCAGCUGCGUGCUAAGGAUAGUAUGGACGACUGAACCGCACAAUGUCCGUCUCGCCAUCGCCGCAGCCAUCUUCCUCAACCUUGGAGUCAUGGUCGUUUAUGCCGUGGUGCUGGUGCUCGCAAGUCGCAUCCUGAGAGCUACACAACCAAGCAUUGGAUGGAACCCUGUGCUGAGAAAGGCUGUGAAAGUCUCUCAUGCCGGCAUCGUCGUCGUGGUAAUCCUUGUCCUCAGCUUCACCAUCGCAAACACUGAGACACUCGACCACACCGUCAGAACAGUAGCACUGUGGGUACAAAGAGGAUCAAACCUCUACCUCCUGCUUCUCAACUGCAUCACUCCCAUCUUUUUGCUACUCUCUUGCCUGCUUCCAAAGGAUCCGGAAAGCGAGAACUUUGGGUCGGGAAGCAUGGCCGCGAAGAAGAUCAUCCUUGGAGUAGCCAGCUUCUUCUGCUUGUUCAUCUCUGGCUUCCGCUGCGGUGUCCUUUGGGCAACACCGAGACCUGCAUCGAACCCCGCAUGGUACGAUCACAAGGUUAUGCUUUACCUGGUCGAGCUGGGUUUCGAGGUUGUCAUCAUCUACCUCUUCCUCUUCACCAGAUUCGACAAGAAGUUCUGGGUCCCCAACGGCAGUACAAAGGCAGGAGAUUACUCUGAAAGAAAUGAGGAAGUUCACACCGUCGUGGACAAGGAGAUGGCUUUUGACUCUGAUGUUCAGUCUGUCUGA
Molecule: messenger RNA, 960 nt
Organism: Aureobasidium pullulans EXF-150
Lineage: Eukaryota; Fungi; Ascomycota; Dothideomycetes; Dothideales; Saccotheciaceae
Exons: 2
Coding region: 1-960 (319 amino acids)
Source: RefSeq, a predicted model, not a curated record